UGAUUUCAGGAUCUCCAACAAAAGAGGGACUGACCACUCCAGCAACAGGACAUUCAUCUACAGUAUCUGUAAAAUCUUCUGGAACUACAAUGAAAAGGGAACUGACGACUGCAGGAAAAGGACAUUCUUCUACAGUACCUGUGCAAUCUUCAGGAUCAACAACAAAAAGGGAACCAACCAAUCCACCUGCAGAACAUGCAUCUACAAUGUCUGUAAUAUCCUCCAGAUCGUCAACUAAAAUGGGACUGACCACUCCAGCAAAAGGACAAACAUCUGCAAUUUUUAUUCCCACUUCUAAGACUACAACUACUGCAGAGCAGACCACAACAUCCGAAGGACAAACUUCUGGAGUACCUGUAUCUGGUCUUGUUGUAACACCAACUGAAAAUUCAGAACUGUCCACUCCAGCCGCAGGAGUUUUGUCUACAGAAUCUGUAACAUCUGGAUCAACAGGAAAAGGUGAACUGACCACUCCAGCCGCAGGAGUUUUGUCUACAGAAUCUGUAACAUCUGGAUCGACAGGAAAAGGUGAACUGACCACUCCAGGUGCAGGAGUUUUGUCUACAGAAGCUUUAGUAUCUGGAUCGACAGGAAAAGGUAAACUGACC
This is a messenger RNA of Octopus bimaculoides (California two-spot octopus), 608 nucleotides long. Its product is annotated as platelet glycoprotein Ib alpha chain-like. The record is from RefSeq and is a predicted model, not a curated record. NCBI's taxonomy places the organism in Eukaryota, Metazoa, Mollusca, Cephalopoda, Octopoda, Octopodidae.